Aspergillus niger is the source of this 402-nucleotide messenger RNA. RefSeq lists its product as hypothetical. The transcript has 4 exons. Bases 1 to 402 code for a protein of 133 amino acids. NCBI's taxonomy places the organism in Eukaryota, Fungi, Ascomycota, Eurotiomycetes, Eurotiales, Aspergillaceae. The record is from RefSeq and is a predicted model, not a curated record.
AUGCCGGUAGGCCGAGUCGUUCUUCUUCUAGGCAUCUGUGUUCCUUUCAAUUGGAUCAGUUACGACUGCUUGCUAGAUGGUCUGGUUAUCGGUGUCCUGACCCUAUCGAACCAAGGGCAAAUUCAUGUGGCAGCACCAGUAAGCUAUGCGAGCAACGCUUGGAGAGAAGCAGGGGCACCUUUGAAUCAUAUAAGGCCACCUUCUCGGGGGAUGGGUCUGACACGUACGAUGAUAUGGCUGUAUGGCCACACAUAUGAUGCUGGGUGGACUCCUGUGGGGAUAGGUCUAGACCACCAAGAUCAGUCACGGGGGACCUUUAUGGCCCAUCAGAGGUAUGCUACGUGUGGUCUUCUCGAGUCUGGAAGGGCUUUGAGUACUGCUGAUGCUGAGACAGCCGCAUAG